Molecule: messenger RNA, 2246 nt
Organism: Galendromus occidentalis (western predatory mite)
Lineage: Eukaryota; Metazoa; Arthropoda; Arachnida; Mesostigmata; Phytoseiidae
Product: L-asparaginase-like
Exons: 6
Coding region: 133-2121 (662 amino acids)
Biological process (GO): amino acid metabolic process
Molecular function (GO): asparaginase activity; protein binding
Source: RefSeq, a predicted model, not a curated record
AAAACGUCGCUAGACACCUCGUAUAUCACCAAGAAGCUCAUCCUCAACGAUGACGAUCUCUGGGCCACGCGGAAUCUGGGAGACCAGAAGGAGAGCAAAGUUCUCGUCCUGUACUCCGGAGGAACGAUCGGAAUGAUAAAGAACAAAAAUGGAGUCCUGGCUCCCGAACCGAAGAUGAUGGAGAAAAAACUUCGGACCUACCCACAGCUGCACGACACUGAGUACACUGCGAAAAUGUUUCCCAACUGCGAUAACCCGCCUCUUGUGCUUCCGGAUACGGGUGACAACUUCCGUGUAGUGUACACAGUGUACGAAUACCAGCCCCUGUUGGACUCGUCCAACAUGACAAUGGACGACUGGAUCCGCAUAUCCUUGGACGUUCAACAUUUCUACAUGAACUUCGACGGUUUUGUCAUUCUGCAUGGGACAGAUACCAUGUCGUACACGGCGUCCGCUCUCAGUUUCAUGCUGGAAAAUUUGGGAAAGUCUGUGAUCAUCACCGGCUCCCAGAUACCCCUGUUCGAGCCCCGAAGCGACGGUCGAGAGAACCUACUGAACGCUCUGAUCAUCGCGGGGAACUACAUCAUUCCCGAAGUGACUCUCCUCUUCAACAACAAAUUGUUCAGAGGGAACCGCACCACGAAACAUUCUGCUUCGAACAUGGACGCUUUCAGCAGUCCCAACUUGCCUCCUCUGGCGACGAUCGGAAUCAAAAUCAAUGUCGACUGGAAAGCCGUGGUCGUCCCGGCCAGUAUCGACAAGUUCAGAGUUCACUCGAUGCUGAGCCGGAAUGUCGGUUUGCUCCGACUCUUCCCCAGCAUCACUGUUGAAGUGGUCAGAGCUUUCCUUACGCCACCCAUCGAGGGCGUAAUUCUGCAGACUUAUGGAGCCGGCAACGGCCCGACGUCGAGGAAAGACUUACUGGAUGAAAUCCGGAGAGCAACCCUCCGCGGAAUCAUCAUCGUCAAUUGUUCGCAAUGCCCCAACGGUCGCGUCGAGGGCGUCUAUGAAACGGGAAACGCUCUCGUGGAGGCUGGCGUGAUUCCAGGUUCCGACAUGACGCCUGAAGCAGCGUUGGCGAAACUUUCGUACAUAUUGUCCAAGAAAGAAUGGUCCCUCGCAACCAAGAAAGAGAUGAUGCAAACUAGCCUACGAGGAGAGUUGACUGUGGUCAAAGAGACGGCGUUGAAAGACCUCGAUCUGAUCACGGCGAUCGCUAAGACCAUGAACAUCUCAUCCACGGAAGAAUUGGAAGCUUUGAAAACAACGCUUGUCCCUUCAAUACUCUGUAAUGUCGCUGCCAAGGGAGACUGCGAAAGACUUGAAGUCAUGAGGCAAUUCGGAGCCUACCUUUCGGCUUGCGACUACGAUUACCGAACGCCUCUUCACAUCGCGGCCUCUGAGGGAAACGUAGCCAUGGUCGAAUACCUCUUAAAACAGGGUGCAUCAGUCCACAUGAGAGAUCGCGAUCGUAAAACUCCGCUGCUGGUUGCCAUCGAUUGGGAUCACCAUGAUGUCAUUGAUCUGCUUAUCCGUGGCGGAUCACACUUGUCUUUGCCUCCGGAAACACUGGCUGAAGCCAUGAAUUCGGCGGCACGUAAAGGCGAUCUCCGGCGUCUAGAGAGCUACAAGAGGGCCGGUGCGAAUUUAGCGGACCGCGACGCAGCCGGUCGUAGUCCCUCGCAUGCUGCUUGCGAAAACUGUCAGGUGGAUGUGCUGCGCUAUCUGCUGGAUCACGGUUUCUACAGCGACGCCACAGAUGUCUACGGGCACACUCCGAAAGAGAUCGCCACGAUUCUAGGGUACAAGGACCUGGUCAAUCUGAUUGAAGAUGGGAUCCGGCCGGACGACGAGAGAAGUUUGCCUGAAAGCGGCCUCAGCGUUGACCAUCUGGAGAGACGUUUCAGUGACGGCGCGAGCUCGAUAUCACCGAGACAGUCUCCAACACCCCGUGAGAGUGUUUCAGGUUACUUUUCGUCGACGCCCCCGAUGAGACCGGACUCGAUUAAUAGUUUACUUUCGACAUCGCCGACAAGAAGAUCGGAUUCUAUAACGAACUUUCUGGCAUCGUCACCAACACAACGCACCGGUCAUUUACUGCUCAAUGGGUAUGUAGGCUAGAAUCGAGACGCGGAUUCUAUGCCGACAAGCUCAGCGAGCCGAGCCUCAGCCCCCGAUCAAGUCCAGAGAAAGAGAGAACAUCACGAGCGAAGCGUAAAUGCAGCAGUCAUCGAGCGUGAGAAUGA